This is a messenger RNA of Hirundo rustica (Barn swallow), 704 nucleotides long. RefSeq names its product palladin-like. Bases 96 to 704 code for a protein of 202 amino acids. The record is from RefSeq and is a predicted model, not a curated record. The transcript is spliced from 6 exons. Lineage: Eukaryota; Metazoa; Chordata; Aves; Passeriformes; Hirundinidae.
GAGCUGCAGGAGAGGAGGCUUCCCGCUUCAAGACUCAGCACUGACACAAACUGCUGCCAGCAAGAGCCCCAAACCCAAACUGAUGGCUUAUAGAGAUGCAGAGUCCCGCGCUGAGCCUGGCUGGGUCUGCCUAUGGAACCACACCUGUGUUUACAAAGGGUCUACAAAACAUAAGAGCUACCAAGGGUCAGUUGGUGGUGUUUGAGUGUCGUGUUCACUCCACACCCACCCUGCAGGUUCACUGGUACAGGGAAUAUGACCAGAUCGUGGAUUCUGCUGAUUUCCGAAUACUGCGGAAAAAGGCUUGUUCAUCAGCAGUUCCUGAGGAAGUCUGCACCCUGGUUAUUACAGAAGCUUUUCCAGAAGACUCUGGAAUAUUUAAAUGUGUUGCUGAAAAUGAAUUUGGGUCUGCAGCAUCCAGUGCACAUCUCUCUGUCUCCCCAGGAGCUAAAGAGCUGGAAAGCUUUGGAGGUGCUGCCCCCAGGGCAGCUGUGCAGGUCACCAUGAAGAAACCCACCUUCCCCAGGAACAGCCAGGCUGGAGCCAAGGACCGUGGGGCAGCUGCUCUGCCAUCCUACAGCCCAGAGAGCCCCGGGCUGGGCACUCGAGCAGCAGCCACAAGCUUUGGCCAGAACUCCAAGAGCCAAGCUGGAGACUUCCAUGGAGCUUAUGAAAAUUCACCUCGGGCUUCACCUCUGCGGUAA